AUGACAAGAUCUUUGGUUCAUCCAGUUCCGGCCACGGGCGCUACGGCCAGCCCUGUUGUCGUCAACGAGCUCUCUUUCGAGCUGAAUGGACACAGUGUCUCGUAUCGCUUCCAUGUCGACCACGAAACAGGCGACCUUGUCUCGGACCACUUUGGUGGUAGUGUGACGGAAAAUCCUGCAGUGCAACUUGCACACAAUGGUGGAUGGUCGACGAAGGGCCAUGUUCGGCGCGAGUUUCCUGACCUCGGUAGAGGGGACUUCCGAUCUCCGGCGGUGCAUAUCAAGCACUCUGAUGGCCAUACUGUGAGCAACUUCAAAUAUCAAUCUCACACGGUCAUAGACGGCAAGCCCAAUUUGCCUGGCCUCCCUGCAACCUUUGGCAGCGAGGAUGAAGUCGCGACACUUGUUCUUCACUUGUACGACGGCUAUAGUUCCAUCGCUGCUGAUAUAUCGUACUCUGUCUUCCCUAAACAUGAUGCCAUCGUUCGGAGUAUCAAAAUCUCGAACAAGGGAACAAGAAAAAUCUCAAUCGAAAAGCUGGCUAGCUUCAGCGUUGAUUUGCCGCGCAACGACUACGACAUGCUGCAGCUCCGGGGCGAGUGGGCGCGGGAGUGCUCCCGACUGCGUCGUAAGAUUGACUACGGAACGCAAGGAUUUGGUAGUACCACUGGCUACUCGUCGCAUUUCCAUAAUCCAUUUCUCGCUAUCUUGUCCCCUACUACCACCGAGUCGCAAGGGGAGAUUUGGGGCUUCUCUCUGGUAUAUACGGGCUCAUUCAGCGUCGAGGUGGAGAAGAGCCCCCAGGGAUUAACCCGCGCUCUGAUCGGCAUGCAUCCUUAUCAACUCUCUUGGCCUCUUGAGCCAGGAGAGUUUCUGGUAUCUCCCGAAUGCGUCUCCGUUUUCUCAGACUCGGGAGUCGGCGAGAUGUCGCGCAAGUUCCAUCGCCUCUAUCGUCAGAAUCUUAUCAAAAGCAGAUUCGUCAGCGAGCCACGGCCUGUUCUUCUCAACAGCUGGGAAGGCCUGUACUUCGACUUCGACGAAAAGACCAUCUAUAAACUUGCGGUAGAGUCGGCUGCUCUGGGUGCGAAGCUCUUUGUCCUAGAUGACGGCUGGUUCGGGGUUAAGCAUCCUCGUCUCGACGACACCGCUGGUCUCGGCGACUGGGAAGCUAAUCCUGAUCGAUUUCCAGAGGGCCUGAAGCAGCUCGCAGAAAACAUCACGAGCCUCCAGGCCAGGAACUCUCAGGAAAAACUACAGUUUGGUCUCUGGUUCGAACCUGAGAUGGUCAACCGGAAGUCCGGCUUGUAUGAGCGACACCCUGCCUGGGUACUCCGCGCUGGCGAUUGCCCUCGCACCGAACUACGCCAGCAACUGGUACUAAACCUGGCCCUCACCGAGGUCCAGGAUUUUAUCAUCGAAUCACUAACUUCGAUUCUUCGGGCUAUGCCUAUCACUUACAUAAAGUGGGAUAACAACCGCGGCAUGCACGAGAGCCCCACGCCGGACAACCAUCACGCAUACAUGUUGGGUAUGUAUCGCGUGUUCGACAAGCUGACGUCCCACUUUCCCAACGUUCUCUGGGAAGGCUGCGCGUCCGGCGGUGGCCGCUUCGACCCUGGUAUCCUACAAUACUUCCCGCAAGUUUGGACGUCAGACAACACGGAUGCACUGGACCGAAUUUACAUCCAGUUUGGUACCUCGUUGGUAUACCCACCAUCGGCAAUGGGCGCGCAUGUAUCGGCCGUGCCAAACGAGUUGACAGGACGUAUUACGCCCAUUCGAUUCCGCGCUCACGUGGCCAUGAUGGCUGGCUCAUUCGGUCUGGAGCUCAAUCCGGAUGCCAUACCUGACAAGGACAAGGACCAAAUUCCGGAGUUGAUUGCUCUUGCGGAGAAGAUUAAUCCGAUCGUUGUACUAGGGGAUUUAUGGCGUCUUAGCGUACCGGAAGAGUCCAACUAUCCGUCAGCGCUCUUCAUCUCCCAGGAUGCCAACCACGCAGUCCUAUUUGCUUUCCAGAUCCGUGCCACAACAGUACACAACUACCCUCUGAUUCGUCUCCAAGGCUUAGAUCCAGCGGCAUACUACAGCCUCGAUGGCAAGCAGAUUCUUUCGGGUGCAACACUUAUGAAUGGCGGCAUUCAGUAUAGAUUUGCGGGCGACUACGACAGCAAAGUCGUUCUCUUAGAGCGGCUCCAGGAUUGA
Molecule: messenger RNA, 2202 nt
Organism: Purpureocillium lilacinum
Lineage: Eukaryota; Fungi; Ascomycota; Sordariomycetes; Hypocreales; Ophiocordycipitaceae
Source: RefSeq, a predicted model, not a curated record